Molecule: messenger RNA, 687 nt
Organism: Cladophialophora immunda
Lineage: Eukaryota; Fungi; Ascomycota; Eurotiomycetes; Chaetothyriales; Herpotrichiellaceae
Exons: 1
Coding region: 1-687 (228 amino acids)
Source: RefSeq, a predicted model, not a curated record
AUGUACGAGCGAUUCCUCAGAGGGUGGUUCUGGCCCUCGACGCCAAAAAUAGCAACACCAUCAUUUCGAAUCCGCACCAAGCUCAACUCAGACGAGGCCGUUCGCAGGCUUCACAAGAUCCGGACCUCUCUCCAGAUGACCAAGCAGGAAAUCGUCGACAUCUGCCGGACGGUGGAACAAGAUGGCCAACUCCAGGGAGCUUUGUUCAAGGCUGACACUGAGCUCUUGGUGACCAUCCUGGCGGUCCGCACCUACCAUGUCGGGGAGAGGGAGUAUAUCGGAGCCGCAGUCCUUACUUUUGAGCGGUUGAUGGCGCGAACAAGGGCGCUGUUUCUGAAGGCACAUCCAGCAGUGCGCACCUAUCGAGGCUCAACGCCGAGCGAACUCCAUUUCCUAGCGAGGAUGCUGGCCGAGGAGAUCCACAAGAGCAUGGCGAUCCUCACGAGCGUGAGAGAGAAGGUCCGGAAUGAAGUUUAUCCUGACGUUGCCGCGACAGUCGAGGUCCAGAUCAGCUGGAGAAAGUGGGUUUGUCUGCUGCACGGGAGACGCCUUCACGGCAGAGGAAGGAGGGCAGAAGGUGGCAACAGCGUGAGGCGGGUGCAGGAGCAUCAUGAGAGGGAGCACCUGUUUACGGGAAACGGGAUGGCGCACAAUGGAGGGCGUUGUCGGUGUUUGGACUAUGAAUGA